Talaromyces proteolyticus is the source of this 3576-nucleotide messenger RNA. Its product is annotated as putative pyruvate carboxylase. Lineage: Eukaryota; Fungi; Ascomycota; Eurotiomycetes; Eurotiales; Trichocomaceae. Bases 1 to 3576 code for a protein of 1191 amino acids. Gene Ontology annotation, molecular function: metal ion binding; ATP binding; pyruvate carboxylase activity. The record is from RefSeq and is a predicted model, not a curated record. Gene Ontology annotation, cellular component: cytoplasm. Gene Ontology annotation, biological process: pyruvate metabolic process; gluconeogenesis. The transcript has 3 exons.
AUGGCGAGCGAUAACACAUACCUCCGCGAGGAGGCCAUUGACGACUCGGAGGCCGUUGAUGACACCUUCAACGCCGACUCCGUCCACCACCGCCUGCGCGCCAAUUCUACCAUCAUGCAAUUCCAGAAGAUCCUCGUCGCUAACCGAGGCGAAAUCCCUAUCCGUAUCUUCCGUACCGCCCACGAGCUGUCCCUGCAGACCGUCGCCGUCUACUCGUGGGAGGACCGCCUGUCGAUGCACCGACAGAAGGCUGAUGAAGCCUAUAUCAUUGGCAAGCGUGGCCAGUACACCCCCGUCGGCGCCUACCUGGCCGGCAACGAGAUCAUUAAGGUUGCCCUGGAACAUGGCGUGCAGUUGAUCCAUCCCGGCUACGGUUUCCUAUCUGAAAACGCCGAGUUUGCCCGCAACGUUGAGAAGGCUGGCAUUGUCUUCGUCGGUCCUACCCCAGAUACAAUCGAUGCCCUGGGCGACAAGGUGUCUGCCCGUCGCCUCGCGAUCAAGUGCGAAGUCCCUGUCGUUCCCGGUACCGAGGGGCCUGUCGAGAAGUUUGAAGAUGCCAAGGCCUUUACCGAUGAGUAUGGCUUCCCCAUCAUCAUCAAGGCUGCCUUUGGUGGUGGCGGCCGUGGUAUGCGUGUCGUCCGCGACCAGGAGAGUCUCAAGGAUUCCUUCGAGCGCGCUACAUCCGAGGCACGUUCCGCCUUUGGCAACGGUACAGUGUUUAUCGAACGCUUCCUCGACAAGCCAAAGCAUAUUGAGGUCCAAUUGCUAGGUGACAAUGAAGGAAAUGUUGUUCACUUGUACGAGCGUGACUGCUCUGUUCAGCGCCGUCACCAAAAGGUCGUCGAGUUGGCUCCCGCCAAAGACCUGCCCGUCGAAGUGCGCGACAAGAUUCUAGCCGAUGCUGUGAAGCUUGCCAAAUCAGUUCGCUACCGUAAUGCUGGUACUGCCGAGUUCUUGGUUGACCAGCAGAACCGAUAUUACUUUAUCGAAAUCAACCCUCGUAUCCAAGUCGAGCACACCAUUACCGAAGAAAUCACUGGCAUUGAUAUCGUCGCCGCCCAGAUUCAGAUCGCCGCGGGUGCGACAUUGGAACAACUUGGCCUUACACAGGAUCGCAUCUCUACUCGUGGAUUCGCCAUCCAGUGUCGUAUCACGACGGAAGACCCCGCAAAGAACUUCUCUCCAGACACAGGCAAAAUCGAGGUCUACCGAUCCGCUGGUGGUAACGGAGUCCGUCUCGAUGGUGGAAACGGUUUCGCUGGCGCCAUCAUCACACCUCACUACGACUCCAUGUUGGUCAAAUGUACCUGUCUUGGUUCAACUUACGAGAUUGCUCGUCGUAAAAUCAUCCGUGCCCUUAUUGAAUUCCGUAUCCGUGGCGUGAAGACCAACAUUCCUUUCUUGACCUCUCUUCUGUCUCACCCUACCUUCAUCGACGGCAACUGCUGGACAACAUUCAUUGACGAUACCCCAGAGUUGUUCUCUCUCAUUGGCGGCCAAAAUCGUGCCCAGAAGUUGUUGGCCUACCUCGGAGAUAUUGCUGUCAAUGGAAGCAGCAUUAAAGGCCAGAUUGGCGAGCCUAAGCUCAAGAGUGACAUCAUCCAGCCAGUGUUGGUUGAUGAUGCUGGCCAGCCCAUUGAUAUCAGCAAGCCAUCCACCCAGGGCUGGAAGCAGAUCCUGGAUCAACAGGGUCCAGAGGCCUUCGCGAAGGCUGUGCGCGCCAACAAAGGCUGUCUUAUUAUGGAUACCACAUGGCGAGAUGCCCACCAGUCGUUGCUUGCGACGCGUGUGCGAACAGUUGAUCUAUUGAACAUUGCUCGUGAGACUAGCCAUGCUUACAGCAACGCCUACAGUUUGGAAUGCUGGGGUGGCGCUACUUUUGACGUUGCCAUGCGCUUCCUCUACGAAGAUCCCUGGGAUCGUCUGCGUAAGCUCCGCAAGGCUGUUCCCAACAUUCCUUUCCAGAUGCUUCUCCGUGGUGCCAACGGUGUUGCGUAUUCUUCGCUUCCCGAUAAUGCUAUCUAUCACUUCUGCAAACAAGCCAAGAAGGUCGGCGUGGAUAUCUUCCGUAUUUUCGACGCUUUGAACGAUGUUGAUCAGCUCGAAGUUGGUAUCAAGGCUGUCAAGGCGGCUGGCGGUGUAGUCGAAGCUACUAUGUGCUACAGUGGUGAUAUGUUGAACCCAAGCAAAAAAUACAACCUAGAAUACUACCUUAACUUAGUUGACAAGAUUGUCGCCAUGGGUACACAUGUGCUGGGUAUCAAAGAUAUGGCCGGUGUCCUCAAGCCAAAGGCAGCUACCCUCCUGGUUGGUGCUAUUCGCAAGAAAUACCCGGACCUUCCCAUCCACGUCCACACCCACGACUCUGCUGGUACUGGUGUUGCGUCGAUGGUUGCCUGUGCCCAAGCUGGCGCUGAUGCUGUUGACUGCGCUACCGACAGCUUGUCUGGUAUGACCUCGCAACCCAGCGUUGGUGCCGUCUUGGCUUCUCUCGAAGGCACCGAUUUUAACCCGAACCUUAACGUCCGACACAUUCGCGCCAUCGACGGAUACUGGCAACAGUUGCGCCUUCUCUACUCUCCUUUCGAAGCUGGCUUGACUGGCCCAGAUCCAGAGGUCUACGAACACGAAAUUCCUGGCGGCCAGCUUACCAACCUUAUCUUCCAGGCCAGCCAACUUGGUCUCGGUGCCCAGUGGGCGGAGACGAAGAAAGCAUACGAGACAGCCAACGAUUUGCUUGGCGAUAUCGUCAAAGUCACUCCUACGUCCAAGGUUGUUGGUGACCUGGCUCAAUUCAUGGUGUCCAACAAGCUCAGCGCCCAGGAUGUUAUCGACCGGGCUGAACAGCUAGACUUCCCGGGCUCCGUCUUGGAGUUCCUCGAGGGUCUCAUGGGCCAACCAUACGGUGGAUUCCCCGAGCCAUUGCGCUCCAAGGCCUUGCGCAACCGCCGCAAGCUCGACAAGCGGCCUGGUCUUUACCUCGAACCCCUCGAUCUGGCCAAGAUUAAGAACGACAUCAAAGAGAAAUUCGGCAACGCCACCGAAACCGACGUUGCCAGUUACGCCAUGUACCCGAAGGUCUUCGAAGACUACCGCAAGUUCGUGCAGAAGUACGGUGAUCUGUCCGUGCUUCCCACGCGGUUUUUCUUGGCCUCGCCCGCCAUUGGAGAGGAAUUUCACGUCGAGCUUGAGCAGGGUAAAGUGCUCAUCCUGAAGUUGCUCGCGGUUGGCCCUCUGUCCGAACAGACCGGCCAGCGUGAAGUCUUCUACGAAGUCAACGGUGAAGUCCGCCAGGUCACGGUCGACGACAACAAGGCCGCAGUUGACAACGAAGCUCGCGUCAAGGCCGACCCCAGCGACAGCAGCCAAGUCGGCGCGCCCAUGAGCGGUGUCGUUGUCGAGGUGCGCGUUACCGAGGGCCACGAAGUCAAGAAGGGCGACCCCAUUGCUGUGCUCAGUGCCAUGAAGAUGGAAAUGGUCAUCUCCGCGCCUCACCACGGAAAGGUCUCGAGUCUUUCAGUCAAAGAAGGCGAUUCCGUCGACGGACAGGAUCUCGUUUGCAGGAUUGCCAAAUAA